UGUCAACAUUUGCUAAGUAGAGAGAGUAGAUCGGAGUGAACAACUCCUUGCGUUUAAAUUUUGAAGUAUCUGUCAGCAGUGCAAUCCUCUUCCCCGGCGCUUCAGGAAUUUAAGCGCCUGAAACACGUGCGGACACACCGCACACAAUUGACCUAUGGCCUGUUUCUUAUAUUGUUUCUUCAUAUUGUCAUGAUCGUAUAACAAAUGGGCGAGAAAGUGGUUACUCGACCGUGGACCCAGAAGGAUGAUGACCUUCUCCGAGAUGCCGUGGCGAAAUAUGGCAUGCAAGAUAACUGGCAGGCCGUUGCCAGUGAGGUACCAGGUCGAGACAACAAAGCCUGUAGAAAAAGAUGGCUUCACUCUCUUUCCCCAACAGUCAAGAAAUCGCCUUGGACUGCAGACGAAGAUUAUCUUCUCCUUUCUCUCCUCAGUGCUCAUGGCCCCAAAUGGUCAUUCAUUGCGAGGCAAAUUGAAGGCAGGACAGACGAUGCAUGUUCGAAACGGUAUAGCGAAGCGCUUGAUCCUACCUUGAAGAAAGACGAAUGGACCUCCGAUGAGGAAGCCAAACUUCUACAGGUAUACAGCGUAAUCGGUGGCAAAUGGAAGGAAAUAGGAUCUCAGCUCCAGCGGAGUAGCCUGGCGUGCCGUAAUAGAUUCAAAGUCCUUCAACGUAAAAAGAAACCUAUCGUGCAAACUUCUUCAUUGACUGCACCUGCUCAGAACGAAUUUGAAUCAGGAUCUCCUUAUUACCCACCCGGAUCAUAUCCCUUGUUUCCUCCAGAGGAUGUUCCGGCUACUUUCCAGGAGCCAACUUCGAAAGUACCGCUGACGUCUACACUUCCCCCAUUUCAAUACUCCUCCUCGUCAUUAAGCGCCGCUCUCGAGGAACGACCUCCGAUCUCACAUCACUCUCCAUACUUUGAAGCCAUGCUCAUAGAUGCCACAUACGAUCAUACUUCUGGAUCAUCUGCGACCCCUUCACCCUUCACUUUCGCUCAAGAAUUCAAUGAUGGUUCGAUGUUACUGGAUGACCUCUCUGACCCCAGUCAUUACAUAACGGACAGAAAUGCUCUAUCGACUUUUUAUUUUCAUCAUAAUGACUUUGGUCUUGUUCCCGAUGACAAUGGGAUCUGCCCAACGGGACCAUCUCGAAUGGAAGAAUAUCUGCCUGCUAUCGAUACAACCGUCAAAUCAGCACCAUCGGGAAUGACGUCCGCCCUUCACGAUCAACAGGUCCUUUUCAACGAGAGCCCUUCCAGCUUUGGGUCACCUGAACUUUCGUACCCAUCUAGUCCCCUAGGUCAAAGUGGAGCCUCCUCGUCAACGUCAAGCCCCGGUGUGUCUGCACCUGCAGAACUCCCUUUUGAGCCACCACCUUUGCAGCAGUCAUUGUUGUUUUCGUCUAGUGUAGAAGUCUCGAAAGAAUCCGCGAGAUCUAGAAGGCAUAACCAACCUACUCGCCUUUCCGCGUUGCUACCCUUUUCUGACGGAUCUUUACACCCUUAUGCGUGUGGCCAUGUACAAUGCUGGCCUGCUGAUGCCUCGACCAGUGCAUCUUGUUUUCCUACUGCAAGAGAACUGUUCGAACACUCCAAGAUUCACAAGGAACCUGAAGAUGAAAAACCUUAUCGCUGUGCGCUCCCAGGAUGUAAUAAAUUCUGGAAAGUUCGUAAAACCUUUCAAUCAGUCCCACAGGAUAAUGUUCACAUUGUCCCACAGAGUCUCAAUGGUCUACAAUAUCACCUGCAACUCUCUUCCGCUCAUUUUCAGCAAGCCAUAACCAAGACUUUUUCUUCGCAAAGGAACUCUAAUAUGCAACCGGAUACCGCAGAUGGAGUAGAUUCAGACACUCCAGACCACGACUCGAAGCGAUACGUAUGUGAUCGGCCCAAUUGCUUCAAGAGUUACAAGAAUGCUAGCGGCCUUCGAUAUCACAAGAGACAUGGACAUCCCAAGACAAUACCGAUGCAACUGGACAGCGUACCGCCAGCACUCGCUCGAGAUUUACCAUCAAGAACGAGGAAGAUGCGAAAGAAGCACCAUAAUCCGAGUACUGUUGCUACUGCUGUUUGAGGAUGGCUUGAAUGAAGCCUUGUAUUUGUAGGCUACGCUAUGUAAUCACAGAAUGAAACUUCAUACGA
Molecule: messenger RNA, 2141 nt
Organism: Lentinula edodes (shiitake mushroom)
Lineage: Eukaryota; Fungi; Basidiomycota; Agaricomycetes; Agaricales; Omphalotaceae
Exons: 6
Coding region: 205-2073 (622 amino acids)
Source: RefSeq, a predicted model, not a curated record